Lolium rigidum is the source of this 831-nucleotide messenger RNA. RefSeq lists its product as uncharacterized. Lineage: Eukaryota; Viridiplantae; Streptophyta; Magnoliopsida; Poales; Poaceae. The transcript has 2 exons. The record is from RefSeq and is a predicted model, not a curated record. Bases 1 to 831 code for a protein of 276 amino acids. Gene Ontology annotation, cellular component: chloroplast thylakoid membrane. Gene Ontology annotation, biological process: response to photooxidative stress; photosystem I assembly.
AUGUGUAUACCGGCCCAUCCGGAGGAGCAGCAGACCACAGUUGUGUACCCUGCAGAUUUGAUGAGGAUGGACCGUGGGCAGUCAACCAGCUACCUCACCAACACGGGACAACAUGACAGGGAGACAACUCAUGACCAUGACGUGCUCGCCACCAUUCCUCAAGCCUCCCAUGCGUCCUUCAAGAGAGGAGCUCGUGUAGCAGACCAUGAAGAGGAGGAGAAGAUCCCCGUGGACGAUCAGGUCAGCGCGGGCAGAGCCGGCGCGUUCGGCCCACGAUCCCGGGUGGGCUCGUUGGCCACCGACAUCUCGAGCAGCAACUCGUCCAUGAACUACGGCAAGUCGCCGCGGCAGGACAGGAUCGGCAGCGACAGCUUCUGGUGCGGCGCCUUCUGCAUGCACCUGCCCGGCCUGUCGUCGAGGCGGCGGCCGAUCAUGCAGCAGCAGCAGCAGCAGUCCAUGAGCCUGAGCGAGCCGGACGCCCCGGCGAGCAUGGCCGGGCCAGCGGCCGAGGCCGCCCGGAACAGCGCGGUGUCCAAGGCGGCCUCCAUGGAGAGAUUCGGGAACAACUCGUCACCCACAGCUUCCGGCGUGGUGUUCGACGGCCGCGUCGACGAAGAGGAGGUGGACGAUCAGGAAAUGUCGGCCUACUUCGACCUCCCGCUGGAACUGCUCCGGAGCAGCAGCGUCGACAUGGAGUCGCCGGUCACGGCGGCGUUCCUCUUCGACAGCAGCCGGGGCCCGGGCAGGAAGAAGAGCAUGCUGCCGGACCACCUCGACUUCAGUUUCCCGGCGCCGCCUGCUUUCUCCAGUCCACCGUCGCCACCGUCCUGA